This is a messenger RNA of Sceloporus undulatus (fence lizard), 1108 nucleotides long. RefSeq names its product opsin-VA-like. Bases 1 to 1041 code for a protein of 346 amino acids. Lineage: Eukaryota; Metazoa; Chordata; Lepidosauria; Squamata; Phrynosomatidae. Gene Ontology annotation, cellular component: membrane; photoreceptor outer segment. The record is from RefSeq and is a predicted model, not a curated record. Gene Ontology annotation, molecular function: G protein-coupled receptor activity. The transcript has 4 exons. Gene Ontology annotation, biological process: G protein-coupled receptor signaling pathway; visual perception.
AUGGAGAAUGACAGUUCUCUUGUGACUGAACUAGCUGAGGGUGCUAUGGUAAAACCUACCAUUUUCCCAAAAGCUGGAUAUGGAGUCUUGGCUUUUCUGAUGUUUCUCAAUGCUUUGUUUUCAAUAUUUAAUAAUUUUUUGGUUAUUGCUGUAACCCUGAAGAAUCCUCAGCUCCGUAAUCCCAUCAACAUGUUCAUUCUUAACCUCUCCUUUUCGGAUCUUAUGAUGUCCCUGUGUGGCACCACUAUUGUUAUAGCUACAAACUACUAUGGAUAUUUCUACCUGGGCCGAAAAUUCUGCAUUUUCCAGGGAUUUGCAGUCAAUUAUUUUGGAAUUGUGUCUCUCUGGUCUUUGACUAUUUUAGCAUAUGAAAGAUACAAUGUGGUAUGCCAACCUUUGGGAACCCUCCAGAUGAGUACAAAAAGAGGUUACCAGCUACUUGGUUUUAUCUGGGUUUUCUGUCUUUUUUGGGCUGUGGUGCCCCUCUUUGGUUGGAGCUCAUAUGGCCCUGAAGGAGUUCAGACCUCAUGCUCUAUUGGAUGGGAAGAAAGAUCCUGGAGCAACUACAGCUAUCUGAUAGUAUAUUUUCUCUCCUGCUUCUUCAUUCCUGUUUUGAUCAUUGGAUUUUCUUAUGGUAAUGUCAUUAGGUCUUUGCAUGGGCUUAACAAGAAAGUUGAACAACUGGGAGGAAAAAGUAGCCCUGAAGAAGAAUUCCGAGCUGUGAUUAUGGUGCUAGUGAUGGUGGUAGCAUUUAUGAUCUGUUGGUUGCCAUACACUGUCUUUGCUCUGAUUGUUGUCUUUAAUCCAGCACUAAAUAUUUCACCUUUGGCUGCAACAAUCCCAACAUAUCUCUCAAAGACAAGUCCAGUAUACAACCCCAUCAUCUACAUCUUCUUGAACAAACAGUUUCGUGACUGUGCGGUUGAAUUUAUAACCUGUGGCCAAGUGGUUCUAACCAGCCCAGAAGAAGACAUUUCAACUUCAGCAAUUCCAGAUGAAGGCAAAGCACCGUGUAAGAUAAACCAAGUGACUCCUGUUUGAUAAGAAUUUGUCUCAAAAUCCAUUUACUAAAUUGUACAAUAUUCCAUAUAGUUUCAACUGGAGAAGG